AAAAAGAAAAAAGAGCAGCUCUCUCUCCUCUCCUCUCUUCUCCGCUUUCUUCACUCUGCUGUUUUGUUUUCUCUGCCUGCCAGUGAUCUUUCUUCCCUUCUGUGAAUUUCAUCCUUUUUCCUUUAUUCAACUUCCAGUUCCCGUAUUUAUAUUUUUCCCCCAUUCAUUUCUGAGAUUCCGAUCCGCCAUUGCCGGAAACUAUGACUUCUCCGACGAGUGCCGGAUGAUUCUGUCGCUGCAUGUCCGGACCCUCUACAACCUUCCUGCUGCUUCAACAUGGCUAUCUCCCAAGGUUUAGGCAUCACGCGGUUCGUUUUGGUGUUGUUUGGAAAAGAGGCGGAUCUCUAUAGAAAUUUUGUUGUUACCAAUUCCUCUCUUUUGCAGUAGUAUUACCUUGUCAGGUACUUGAGCACACCACCACGGCUAAGCUAUUUCUUCUUGUGUUUGAUGAUGAUGUUGAUAUUGUCGCGAGAGUUGAAAGAUGGCUUGUUGUAUAUCCUCUGCUUGUACGUGAGGAUUUGAAGCAGCGCAAACAACCCCUAACUGGUCCUCUAUUUUGAUGGACACUUACUCCUCUGGAGAGGAACUUGUCAUUAAGACUAGGAAGCCUUAUACUAUCACUAAGCAGCGUGAGCGAUGGACAGAAGAGGAGCAUAACAGGUUUCUUGAAGCUUUGAAACUCUAUGGGCGGGCUUGGCAACGUAUUGAAGAACAUAUUGGCACCAAGACUGCUGUGCAGAUCCGAAGUCAUGCACAAAAGUUUUUUACAAAGUUGGAAAAGGAGGCUCUUAUUAAGGGAGUUCCAAUAGGUCAAGCUCUUGACAUUGAAAUUCCUCCUCCACGACCAAAGAGGAAACCAGUUAAUCCAUAUCCUCGAAAGACAGUGGCAGGCACUCCUACCCCUGUUGUAGGGGGAAAGGAUGGAAAGUUAUAUGCACCAGAUUCUUCUCUGUGCGAGAGUAAACAAACACUGGGCCAGGAGAAAGAACCGCUUCUGGAGAAACCUGGUGGUGACAAAAAGCUGGAUAUUGCAAAAGAGAACAGGGAGGAGGUUAUCUCUGAUGUGCUUACACUUUUUCAUGAAGGUCCUACCUCCCCUUCAGUCAGAAACAGAGAUUCUUUGCCAACACAAGUGGCACCUCAAAACUCCUGCACUUUUAGGGAGUUUGUGCCUAUUGUGAAAGGAGCUAACAGGGAUGAUGCAAAUAAAUCUUAUGUCACUGUUGAAUCCAAAGGCAAUCAAGAGCCAGAUAAACUGGAUACUAAGCAGUCAUUUCAGGAUGCUAGUUCAUGUAAUAGCCUGGAUAUGGAAAACUCUUUCCCAUCAAAAGAAAAAUUGACACAUGGAGAAAAACUUGAUGAGCCAAAUCAGCCAGAUGAAGUGUUCACAGAAAAUGAUAUGCAAGGUGUACAGAGUUGUCCAAGGCAUGUGCCCGUGCAUAUACUUGAUGGGAGCUUAGGGAUGAAUACUAAUAAUACCCAAGAUAUGACGUAUCACGAGUCUAUUGUUCACCAAAUUGGCGGAGUCCAAGGGCAUUUGAAUCAGUUCACACAUCAUGCCUCAUCUAACACAUCUGAGCAUCAAAGUAAUCCUUCCAGGUCUUCCAUUCACCAUAUGUUUCCUAGUUUCCACCCAAUGAUGAACUCAAAUUGCGACUCCAAUGAUUACAGAUCAUGCCUGCAUAUCUCUUCUACAUUUUCAAGUCUAAUUGUUUCUGCUUUGUUGCAAAAUCCAGCAGCUCAUGCUGCUGCAAGCUUUGCAGCUAGCUUUUGGCCCUAUGCGGCAAACUUUGAAGCUCCAACAGACUCUUGCACGGGCACCCCUGGUGGAGUUCCAUCAAGGCAGAUGAAUUCAGUGCCUAGUAUGGCUGCAAUUGCCGCUGCUACUGUAGCUGCAGCAACUGCAUGGUGGGCUGCACAUGGUCUUCUUCCACUAUGUUCUCCACUUCACACAUGCUUUACCUGCCCUACAUCGUCAGGAACUGCAGUCCCAAUGGAUGCCUGUCAAACUAAGGUAGCAAAUAAUGAGAGAAAGGAUGGGACUCCUGAUCCGUCUUUGCAUGUUCAACAACUGGACCCAGGAUGCACUGAAACGUUGCGAGAACAACUUUCAGCUUCUAAGCCACCAGUUUUGUGUUCAUCAGACUCUGAGGAAAGUGAUGGCAUGAAAGUUAAUACGACAGUUACUGUUACUGACACUGAACAGGCAGCAAUAGUCACUGAGCUUAAUGAUUCCAAUACAACUAAGAAUAGAAAACAGGUUGACCGGUCUUCAUGUGGAUCUAACACACCCUCGAGCAGUGAAGUUGAGACAGAUGCUUUGGAAAAGAUUGAAAAAGAUAAAGAAGAUCCAAAAGAAUCUCCUCAUGUCAACCAUACACCCACACCCACAGAGUCUGGUAACAGACGAGGAAAGAACUCCAGCAAUCCAAAUGACCCUUGGAAGGAAGUCUCUGAGGAGGGACGAAUCGCUUUUCGGGCUCUUUUCUCGAGAGAAGUAUUACCCCAAAGCUUUUCUCCCCCCCAUGAUCUUAAUAGCAAGGUAAAGAAAAACAGCGAGAAAGGCAAGCUAAAAGGUGAACAAAAUGAGGAGGAUCAAAAGGGAUUACAGUUAGAGGUGAAUGAUAAGUCAUCAAUUACAUGUUCCAUUCAUUAUGGUAAUAAAGACAGAGAACCAUCAUCAUGUUUUGGGGGUGGAAACAACACACUGACGAUGAAACUUGGAGAGGGGAAGCUGAAAGCAUGCCGAACAGGAUUCAAACCUUACAAGCGAUGCUCAGUGGAAGCUAAAGAGAGCAGGAUAGGAGGAAGUAGUACGAGCUGUCAAGAUGAAGAGAAAGGUCCCAAGAGGCUUCGCUUGGGAGGAGGGGAGACUUCAACUUAAUGCAAUUUUAUAAGGGAAUGAAGCCUUGGCUUGCUUGGUAUUCAGUAAUUUAUUCUAUUCUCAAACAAACAUGUAUGUCAUCUGUCCUAUUAUCUAGUCCUAAAGCUCACGAAACUGGUCGUGUAGGUGUGUGUACCAUAUACAUAUAUAUGUUGUUUUAAUUGGAGCUAUGAAAUGCAACUCAAAUAACUUGCAACAAUUA
Molecule: messenger RNA, 3086 nt
Organism: Ipomoea triloba (trilobed morning glory)
Lineage: Eukaryota; Viridiplantae; Streptophyta; Magnoliopsida; Solanales; Convolvulaceae
Product: protein LHY
Exons: 8
Coding region: 560-2884 (774 amino acids)
Molecular function (GO): DNA binding
Source: RefSeq, a predicted model, not a curated record